AUGGCUCACCUCGGCGCCUCCGCCGCCGCGGCCACGGGCGCCGGCGGAGACGGCGAGGAAGCGUUCUGGACGGCGUGCCCGCACUGCUGCUACGUGCACUCGUACCCGCGGCCGUACCUCGGGCGCCGCCUCCGCUGCCCGACGCCCACCUGCCGCCGCGCCUUCCCGGCCGACGAGCUCCCCACCGCUCCGCCCGUCGUCCCCGGCGCCGACAUGUACUUCUGCACCUGGGCAUUCUUCCCGCUCGGCCCGCCCGCCACCCCCGACGGCUGGGCGCCAUUCACCCCCUUCCACACCUUCAACCAACCGCCCUCCCCUUCCCCCACCCCAAACCCCUCCGCCGCCACCGCCAGCACGCCCAGCAGCGCGGGACCCACCUCGAGGAGGAAGGUAGGAGUGUGCCUCAAGGGCAGGGCCCGCGCCGAGGCGGAGGAGGAGGCCGCCACCGCCGUCAAUUUCGAAGCCGAGGCGGAUGGGCUCGGGGGGAAAGGCAGCAGCGGCAUCGACAUAAACGAGGCGGUGGACCUCAGCGAACUGGGCUUCCGCGUCGACGAGAUGGGGGUCCUCCACGAUUUGCCGUGACCGAUCGAGGGGAGGAGGAAGAAAGGUUGUGCCUUUUGAACGUAAUCUCGCUCUUGUUACUGCUGCUUACCCACUAACUGCUCAACAAGGUAGAUGGCUGGAAAAAUGGAGUCGUGGUAUCGAAUCCGCAUACUUUUGUUUAGCUUAGUUUAGUUUCUGAUGGAAAUGUGGGGUUUAGCGAUGCAAAGUUGCUAGAGUUUCUCCACG
This is a messenger RNA of Phragmites australis (common reed), 789 nucleotides long. RefSeq lists its product as uncharacterized. The coding region runs from base 1 to 582 and encodes 193 amino acids. The record is from RefSeq and is a predicted model, not a curated record. The transcript has a single exon. NCBI's taxonomy places the organism in Eukaryota, Viridiplantae, Streptophyta, Magnoliopsida, Poales, Poaceae.